GGGCAGGCUCUCACCCCGACCACGGCAGCGGAUGAAGCUGGCCGAGGCGGCCGGGGCGGGGAGAGAAAGAGCGAGCGCGGUACGGCGGCUCCUCCCCCGCCACACCCGGUGCGGCAGGAAGAGGAACAGCCGCGCCCUGCUCCCGGCCGGCCCUGGUCCAGCGCAGCGCCAUGGCGGCGGAGGAGGUGGACGGGCUGGCCAUAUCCCGGCCGCAUUAUGGCUCUGUCUUGGAUAAUGAGAGAUUAACAGCAGAGGAAAUGGAUGAAAGACGACGCCAGAAUGUAGCCUAUGAAUACCUUUGUCAUCUGGAGGAAGCAAAGAGAUGGAUGGAGGCCUGUCUGAAUGAGGAGCUGCCUCCCACAACAGAACUCGAAGAAGGCUUGAGAAAUGGAGUCUACCUGGCCAAGCUUGGAAACUUUUUCUCUCCUAAAGUCGUUUCUGUGAAGAAAAUCUAUGAUAGGGAACAGACUAGAUAUAAGGCAACUGGUCUUCACUUCCGGCACACUGAUAAUGUAAUUCAGUGGCUGAAUGCCAUGGCUGAGAUUGGUCUCCCAAAGAUAUUCUACCCGGAAACUACAGAUAUCUAUGAUCGCAAGAACAUGCCACGCUGUAUCUAUUGUAUUCACGCACUCAGCCUGUACCUGUUCAAACUGGGUCUUGCCCCGCAGAUUCAGGAUCUGUACGGGAAGGUGGACUUCACAGAGGAAGAAAUCAGUAAUAUGAGGCUUGAACUGGAGAAGUAUGGUAUUCAGAUGCCUGCCUUCAGCAAAAUUGGAGGAAUUCUGGCAAAUGAACUCUCUGUGGAUGAAGCAGCAUUACAUGCUGCGGUCAUUGCCAUUAAUGAAGCAAUCGACCACCAGGUUCCAGCUGACACACUUGUGGCAAUGAAGAACCCUAAUGCCAUGCUAAUAAAUCUUGAUGAUCAGCUGGAAUCCACUUAUCAAGACACUCUCUACAGAGCAAAACAAGACAAGAUGGAGAAUGCUAAAAACAGGAUUGCCUCAGAAAAUUCAGAGAGAGAGAGAGAUGUGUAUGAAGAACUUCUGACUCAAGCUGAGAUUCAGGGAAACAUCAAUAAAGUGAACACACAUGCAGCCAUAUCAAAGAUUGGCCUAGCUUUGGAACAAGGAGAUACGUUAGCACUUUAUGAAGCUUUGGCAACACCAGCCCUGGGACUCCGAGGACUGCUACGAGAAAACUGUGACUGGUAUUUCAAGCAAUUUUUGAGUGAUAGACAGCAGAAACAGGAGGCUGGCCUUACAGGUCUUCUGCAAAAGGAGGAGUUGCAGUUGGGAGUGGAUGCUGCUAACAAGGCAGCACAACAAUAUCAGCAAAGGCUGGCAGCAGUGGCCAAAAUUAAUUCUGCAAUUCGAAUGGGUGAUGCUGAGAAGACUGUGGCAGAAAUGAUGAAUCCAGAGGCCCAGUUACCAGAGGUUUAUGCGUUUGCUGCAGCUCUUUACCAAAGGGAGCUGUCCACUUUGCAGCAACAGAGUCAUGAAGGUAACCUCACACAUCCAGAAUUAUCUGUUGCUGUAGAGAUGCUGUCUUCUGUGGCCCUGAUUAAUAGGGCUUUGGAUUCAGGGGAUGUGAAUACUGUGUGGAAACAACUGAGCAGUCCUGUCACGGGGCUCACAAACAUAGAGGAUGAGAACUCUCAAAGAUACAUUGAUGAUUUGAUAAAGCUGAAAUCUCAAACACAUGCAGAGGGAAAUGAAUUUAUCACGUGGAAUGAUAUCCAGUCGUGUGUGGAUCGUGUGAAUUUAGCUGUGCAUGAAGAACAUGAACGGAUUUUGGCAAUUGGUCUUAUCAAUGAGGCUCUGGAUGAAGGGGACGCCAAAAAGACUCUACAAGCCUUACAGAUUCCUGCAGCAAAAUUGGAAGGUGUAGCCCCAAAGAUAGCUCAGCAUUAUCAGGACACCCUACUUCGGGCCAAGAGAGAGAAAGCACAGGACACUCAGGAUGAAACAGCUGUACUUUGGCUAGAUGAAAUUCAGGAUGGGAUUCAUAGGGCCAACAAAGACACAGAGGAGUCCCAGAGAUUUUCCUUAGGAAUUCUGGCCAUUAAUGAAGCAGUAGACCAUGGAGAUGUUGGCCAUACCCUGAGUGCUUUGCGUUCACCAGAUGUUGGGCUAUAUGGAGUCACUCCAGAAUGUGCUGAAACGUACCAGCGAGAGCUGGCAGAAGUCAAGAGAGGAAAAAUGGCAACAGGGGGCAAUGGCAGUGAAUGGGUGAAACUCUGGGUGAGAGGAGGCUAUCAUUAUUAUCAUAACCUGCAGACCAAAGAGGGAGGAUGGGAUGAACCAGAUGGAUUUGUGCAAAAUGACACGCAACUGUCACGGGAGGAGAUACAGAGCACCAUAUCUGGUGUCACUGCGGCAUACAACCGAGAGCAGUUGUGGCUGGCCAACGAGAACCUGAUUACAAAACUGCAGGCUUGCUGUCGAGGCUAUCUUGUUCGCCAGGAAUUCAGUUCCAGAAUGAAUUUUUUGAAGAAACAAGUCCCAGCAAUCACUUGUAUCCAGUCUCAGUGGCGUGGCUAUAAGCAAAGGAAAGCGUAUCAAAUCCGUUUGGAUUACCUCCGAGCACACAAGGACCAAGUAGUGAAGAUUCAGUCAAUGACCAGGAUGUAUCAAGCCAGAAGGCGUUACAGAGAUCGUCUGCAGUAUUUCAGAGACCACAUAAAUGAUGUUAUAAAAAUUCAAGCCUUUAUCCGAGCAAACAAAGCACGAGAGGACUACAAAACCCUCAUUAAUGCUGAAAACCCACCUAUGGCUGUGGUUCGGAAAUUUGUCCACUUGCUUGAUCAGAGUGACCAAGAUUUUCAGGAGGAGCUUGAGCUAAUGAAACUGCGUGAAGAAGUUGUAACCUUGAUCCGAUCCAAUCAGCAACUCGAAAAUGACCUCAAUCUCAUGGACAUCAAAAUUGGGCUGCUAGUGAAAAACAAAAUUACACUGCAGGAUGUUGUUUCUCACAGCAAAAAGCUUACCAAGAAGAACAAGGAACAGCUCUCUGACAUGAUGAUGCUGAACAAACAAAGGGGAGGUUUGAAAGCUUUGAGCAAAGAGAAGAGAGAAAAGCUGGAAGCCUAUCAGCAUCUGUUCUACUUACUUCAGACUAACCCAACCUACUUGGCCAAACUGAUUUUCCAGAUGCCUCAAAACAAAUCCACAAAGUUCAUGGAUUCUGUCAUCUUCACAUUGUAUAACUAUGCAUCCAAUCAGAGAGAAGAAUAUCUGUUACUGCGGCUUUUUCAAACAGCAUUGCAGGAAGAGAUCAAAUCAAAAGUAGACCAAAUACAUGAAAUUGUGACUGGGAAUCCUACUGUUAUUAAAAUGGUGGUAAGUUUCAACCGUGGUGCCCGUGGUCAGAAUGCCCUAAGGCAGAUCCUAGCACCAGUUGUGAAGGAAAUCAUCGAUGACAAAUCACUCAAUAUCAAAACUGAUCCGGUGGAUAUUUACAAGUCUUGGGUUAACCAAAUGGAAUCUCAGACUGGUGAAGCCAGCAAACUGCCAUAUGAUGUUACACCUGAACAAGCUCUAAAUCAUGAAGAGGUAAGGACCCGCCUGGAUGCCUCAAUCAGAAAUAUGAGGACGGUGACAGACAAGUUCCUAUCUGCCAUUGUUAGUUCAGUCGACAAAAUCCCUUACGGAAUGCGUUUCAUUGCCAAGGUAUUGAAAGAUUCCCUGUAUGAGAAGUUUCCUGAUGCUGGUGAGGAUGAACUUCUGAAGAUUGUUGGCAACUUACUCUAUUAUCGCUACAUGAAUCCAGCCAUUGUUGCACCAGAUGCGUUUGACAUCAUUGAUCUUUCAGCUGGAGGUCAGCUGACCACGGAUCAACGCAGAAACCUUGGUUCAAUUGCAAAGAUGUUGCAGCAUGCUGCAUCUAAUAAAAUGUUCAUGGGAGACAAUGCACAUCUAAGCAUCAUUAAUGAGUACCUAUCACAGUCGUACCAGAAGUUCAGACGUUUUUUUCAGGCAGCCUGCGAGGUCCCUGAAUUGCAGGAUAAAUUUAAUAUUGAUGAAUAUUCUGACUUGGUGACUCUCACUAAACCAGUUAUUUAUAUUUCUAUUGGUGAAAUCAUCAAUACACAUACUCUGCUUUUAGACCAUCAAGAUGCAAUUGCUCCUGAGCACAAUGAUCCAAUUCACGAGUUGCUGGAUGAUCUUGGAGAAGUUCCUACAAUUGAGUCCUUAAUAGGGGAAGGAUCUGGCAAUGUUAAUGACCCCAGCAGGGAGAUGCUAGCAAAGACAGAGGUUUCUCUCACGCUCACUAAUAAAUUUGAUGUUCCUGGUGAUGAAAAUGCAGAGAUGGAUGCAAGGACAAUUCUGCUGAACACAAAACGUUUAAUUGUUGAUGUAAUCCGCUUCCAGCCAGGGGAGACACUGACUGAAAUCUUGGAAACUCCAGCUACAUCAGAGCAAGAAGCAGAGCAUCAAAGAGCUAUGCAGAAACGGGCCAUUCGUGAUGCCAAAACUCCCGAUAAGAUGAAAAAAUCUGUGUCUGUAAGGGAGGACGGCAACUUAAAUCUUCAGGGAAAAAAAGAGAAAAUCAAGACAGGCCUGAAGAAGUUGACAGAACUGGGGAUAGUGAAUGCAAAAAAUAAAUACCAAGAACUAAUCAAUGACAUAGCAAAGGAUAUCCGAAAUCAGCGUAGAUACCGUCAGAGAAGAAAGGCAGAGUUGGUAAAGCUGCAGCAGACAUACAGUGCCUUGAAUUCCAAAGCUACCUUUUAUGGGGAACAAGUGGAUUAUUACAAAAGCUACAUUAAAACCUGCUUGGAUAACCUGGCCAGCAAGGGCAAGGUCUCGAAGAAGCCUCGGGAGAUGAAAGGCAAAAAUAGUAAAAAGAUUUCCCUAAAAUAUACAGCAGCUCGACUUCAUGAGAAGGGAGUGCUUUUAGAGAUUGAGGACCUGCAAGUUAACCAGUUUAAGAAUGUGAUAUUUGAAAUCAGUCCAACAGAAGAAGUAGGAGAUUUUGAGGUAAAAGCAAAAUUCAUGGGGGUACAGAUGGAAACCUUCAUGUUACAUUAUCAGGAUCUUUUGCAGCUGCAGUAUGAAGGCGUUGCAGUCAUGAAGUUGUUUGACAGAGCAAAAGUAAAUGUCAACCUUCUGAUCUUUCUUCUGAACAAGAAAUUUUAUGGGAAGUAACUGACCUCUGCUGGCAAGUCUGUGAAAGGGGAGAUAAAUAGAAACCUGCAUAUAUGACUUGUAAUGACCUAGCUAUGCAUCAGUAUAUGCCCAUACCUUGCUAAAAUAUAUCAAAUGUAUUAUGACGAAGGACUAACAACCUCUUGUGAAUUGACAGUGCUGACUGAGUCUGUAGGGUGUUGCUUCUUGUACCUUUAUGACCUUUAUGUUCUACUUGGAAGGUCCCCUGAGAAUGUAUUUUUAUAUGGCACUGGGGAUUAAACUAUUACUAGGAUAAACUUAGGGCUGCUUUAUUUGCCUAAUCGUGUUCUUUAUAAGUCUUGUAUUCUGGUUAUGUGUACAAAGAGAAAGAUGGCACUGUAGAGCAAUUGAUUUAUUGAUUUGCCUCAUGAAGGAAAAAAAAAAGAGUUACAGAUGGUAUUCAGACUCCAGUUACUCUCUAACAGCAAUGACUGCAAUUAAAAAAUGGUCAAAGUCCAGGUAAUCAAUUUGUUUGUGAGCUUAUGGUGUUGAUGACAGCAAGCCUAUUGCUGAGAACGCAUAGGGUCUGGAGAAUCAUUGUGUCAUAAAUGGUUGACGAACUAUUCACGAUUAUGUGUUAUGGACACAUAGAAUAGCUUUAGUGUCUUAUGUUUCUUCAUUUGUUUCCCUUAAUGACACUAUAAUAAUUUAGAGAUGGCCCAUUACAUAGAAGGACUGUGGAAUUCAUUUAUUACUGCAUAAGGAUGAAAAGAAGCCUUUUGGGAGGGGAAACUUAAUUCUUAAGAUGUUAGCUUUUAGUGCUGCUUGCAAAGCAUUUAAAAUGUAUUUUUUUUUUUUCCAGUUUAGAACAAUGUUCCAUAUAUCUUUAUCUGAUUCAAUAAAUAUUAAGCUCUACCUGCAGACUUGUCAAAAAGUUCCCUUGGCGGAAGACAACUAUCUUAAAUAGGUCAGUCUUUAAAAAGUUAAAUUUUUCUAGCUCUAUCAAAGUCCCCAUUAGUUUUACUAUUUGGUGGAUAUUUCACCACAGCGGUGGUGCUGGCUGUUCUGCUAGAUUCAAUAAAAAUACAGAGACUCUUAAAUAAAUGAAUCCAACCCUAAACUAAUUGUUCUGCCCCUUCUUCCACCCCUGUUUUCUUCUUAGUAUUUCCAUUUUUUUUAGAAGGGAUAUAACUCUUAUUUGCCAGUUUCAAGUUACUCGUGUCACUUUCAUUGUUCUUUCAGAUUACUGAGUUAAGUUGAACUGCCUUAUCUCUGAUGUACGUAAGCACUAGUUCAUUGGCUCAGAUCUUUGCUAAUAAAAGCCACUCACAAUAUUUGAAAUGGUUACAUUCCUGAGGAUAACUUUUCUGUAAUCCUUUAAUAAGCAAUUAAUGUCUUUCAACCUGCUAACAAUUAGACUGUAUUAAAUACCAUAUUUUAAUGUUGGUGCAUGUGGGGUCCAACCCAAUAACAACAACAACAACAAAAUCCUUUUCUUACAUACCAAACGAAAGAUAGAUCUUUACAGUGUAGGUCAUCUGAAAGAGGGAGACUUCAGAACUGGAUUUCCACUGCCGUCGAAAGAAGAGAUGUCAAAUGGGAUAAAGGUCUUGCCUUGUUGAUUAAUUUUUUCUUUAGCUGCUUCUGAAUUUGCUGUAUCAUAGAAGGACUUAAAAAUUGCAUUCUCUUGAUCUGGGGAUAGUGAGAAUAAUGGUGGAACAUUAUUAAAUAUUACUAAGAAAAUGCAGCUGUAUUCUGCAAGCUCUUGAAUCACAGAGACGUAUUCCUCCAUUUUUUUUCUAAACUGAAUACUUUAUUUUUUUAAACUACAACCAUGGUGAGAUUUGGGAACAAGGUAAUGAGGUAUUAGCAGUUAUCUUAUUCUAAUCAAGGAAAACAUCCGUAACAGGUGAUUUACAAUACUUGCCUCUUGCCUAGAAUUGGCAAAAAUUGGAAAAAAAAAAAAAAAAAAAAA
Messenger RNA from Oxyura jamaicensis (ruddy duck), 7083 nucleotides. It is a transcript of the gene IQGAP1, whose product is annotated as IQ motif containing GTPase activating protein 1. Bases 171 to 5147 code for a protein of 1658 amino acids. Lineage: Eukaryota; Metazoa; Chordata; Aves; Anseriformes; Anatidae. Gene Ontology annotation, cellular component: cytoplasm; nucleus. The record is from RefSeq and is a predicted model, not a curated record. Gene Ontology annotation, biological process: regulation of GTPase activity; regulation of actin cytoskeleton organization. Gene Ontology annotation, molecular function: calmodulin binding; actin filament binding; GTPase activator activity. The transcript is spliced from 38 exons.